AUGAUAAACUUGUACCAGAUUGAAACCAGAAAGACAGCUGGAACUGGACUCAGCCUGGAAGAUGAUAAACUUGAUCUUCGGAAAGAAGUUAAUUUCACACAGCAGAUGGAUCUUCGGAAAGAAGUUCAUCACACAGCAGAUGCAGUAUAUGAGAAUCUUGCUCUUAGAGGCCGUGCGACGCAGUCAUCUAUACAUCUAGACUCUUCCGUUGGAUAUUUGGGCCUGGGUGCGAAUGCAAUAGAUGGAAACACAGAUCCCAACUAUUUCCAUGGGUCGUGCUUUCACUCUAGUAAUGAUGUUGGUCCCUGGUGGAGAGUGGACUUACUGGAUUCCUAUCACAUCUCCAAUAUAAUUAUCACCAACCGAGGAGACUGCUGUCCAGAACGGCUGAACGGAGCAAAAAUUGUUUUUGGGAACUCACUGGAAAAUGAUGGAAAGACCAAUCCAAGUUGCGGAGAGAUUACCACAUUAGCAGCUGGAGCGUCACAAACCUUUGAGUGUGAUGGGAUGGUGGGACGCUAUGUGAUCGUCUAUCUUCCGGUACAACAAUACCUCCACUUCUCUGAGAUACAAAUAAUUGGCUACUAAAGCUAAUCAUACUGCUUAUUAUUGCAUAAAGUGUCGGUGCGAGAUUUUACCGUCUUUCAGAUCCAUUGAUCACACUGCGAUAGCCAAUCACUUUCUCUUCUUUCACCUGAAAAAUUAUCCUGUUUCAUAUUUUGGGUUCAAAAUUAAUUCACUGAAAUAAAA
Molecule: messenger RNA, 750 nt
Organism: Pseudophryne corroboree (corroboree frog)
Lineage: Eukaryota; Metazoa; Chordata; Amphibia; Anura; Myobatrachidae
Product: fucolectin-like
Exons: 5
Coding region: 1-588 (195 amino acids)
Source: RefSeq, a predicted model, not a curated record